This is a messenger RNA of Porites evermanni, 21127 nucleotides long. Lineage: Eukaryota; Metazoa; Cnidaria; Anthozoa; Scleractinia; Poritidae. The record is from the annotation of a GenBank genome assembly.
AUGAAGAGUAUCGCCGCAUUGGUGUUUAUUCUAAUAUUGCUUUCAGGUGAUUGCAAAAAAGAUGCUAAGGAACGAGUCAUCAUGGGCUGUGGGGACUUCUGCUGUAAAAACGCCAGCAUCAUAAACCUGACUGAAGCUUUCAAAAACUGCUGUAAGGAGGCUGAAGUAUGCCUUUUGCCAAAGAAGUUUUACGACGUUUCCUGCAGGGAGCAGAUAAUGGAUUGGUGCCUAAAAAAACAAGCAAAUACCAGCGCAAAACAAAUACGAACUAAAUGUUGCGUAGACUUUUCCUGCCCAAAAAAAAAAAGGGAAAAAAAAUGUAAAAAACGAUUCCAAAUAAAAGUCAGAUGGGACAAAAUUAAUUUUAAAACGAAGCACGAUCUACUCGAAGGGCCAUGGAAAAAAGAAACUUGGUCAUUUUUGCUGAAAAUGGUGUCACAGAAUUGUUUAAAUAAAUCAACUGUCGGAGGGCCUCCCGAUAAAAUUACGUAUAGAUACCCCUACUACACUAACGAUAGAGGAAGGAACGACACUGUGUUUAGUUAUGAGUCUCCACCUGUCUAUUUGGUAGAAGAAAAAGAAUCUUUCUCCAUGUUUACGGUAGUAGGUUCCUCUUUUAGCCGAAUGUGGGCAACACUGUUACUAUGUGUCAUCUGGAGUUUGAUAUCAGGAGUUAUUAUAUGGAUACUGGUGAGUAAAUAUAUCGCUUUCGUAUAUUUAAUGUAGCUUUUUAUUUGUGCGGAAUGCAGUAAGUGCCAUGUUCGACUAACUGAUUGAAUGAGCUGAAAGAGAGCCGAUACUAGUUAAAAGGAAGUGCUUUAAGGUCUCGGUAAAGGAAAACGAGGUGCCCAGAGAUAAAAAGUUCUAGUCGCGCGAGUAUUUUCGCUACAAAGGCAAGUUAUAUUUCAAAUUAAAACUAAAAGACUAAAUUACCUUAUCAAAGAUUUUAUUUCAUCGAAUUUCUAAGGCCCCUUAAGUUUUUUGCUCUCGAACUCGGAGGUGUCAAGUUUACUGCUGAAGCUCCAGCCGUUUCGCGUUGUUAAAUAUUCACUUCCUUUUUAUUGCAUCUGAUUGACAGAUAAAAGACCUAAAAAAGGGUGUGAGGAAAUUUGCAUAUGUCUCGUAUUAGCGGAAUUAUUGCAUUUCAAACUAAAAAGUCGCAUCUCGAGCGCGAUUUACGCAAAGAAACUGACACAAAAUGAGUUACAAAGGGAUAUCGGAAAUUUCCUCACUCCCUUUUUUAGGUCUUUUAUCUGUCAAUCAGAUGCAAUAAAAAGGAAGUGAAUAUUUAACAACGCGAAAGGGCUGGAGCUUCAGCAGUAAACUCGAUACCUCUGAGUUCGAGAGCAAAAAACUUAAGCGCCUUUUUAAAUUCGAUGAAAUAAAAUCUUUUUUAAGGUAAUUUAGUAUUUUAGCUUUAAUUUGAUAUAUAACUUGCCUUUGUAGCGAAAAUACUCGCGCGACUAGAAUUUUUUUCUGUGGGCACCUCGUUUUUCUUUACCGAGACCUUAAGACGAGACUAACGCUACGACAAGUACUAUGGAAAACUGCAGUGAAGUUCAGCAGGUGAAGUUGGACUGAAACAUCUUAGGAAAUACAGUGUCUUGUUCUGUUCAUAUCCAUAAAAGCAUUCAGACAUUUUGCGCAAUAUUUUUUAGCUCGCUGUGUGUUAUUUUAAAGCUCGUCGGUUGAAGAAAUCUUCCAUCAGAAAACGGCGGAAAAAUUACACUAAAACGUACAUUGUGAAUUGCCUUUUUAGCAUGUUCCAGCUGUCGGUAUUGUCUUUACGGGCUGUAGGGGGAUGGAUGAAUAGAUGAUACUUUUUCCGCUUUUUAUUCAGUUUGCUCGAGCCUCCUCUCUUAACUUCAAUAUUGACGAAACGCGAUAGCCUGGGCUAUGAGAUUAGAUGCCAUAACGGGCAUAAGGUUAAGCUGUUAUUAAGCGAAAAAAAGAAAAAAACUUAAAAAAAAAAAAGCCCAAAAGCAAUGCAUGUUUCAAAAUAUCUUGUACUAAGGUGUAGUUAGUUCAUUAUUUUAACACCUUAAAGAUAAAGCUAAAGUUUUUUGUAAGAUUCAAAACUGCAGUCAAACUGCAAUGGUAUCAAAGGUACCUAGCAACGCCAUGUACCUUAGUGAUUACAUCACCUUGUAGAGCUCAUUAGUUUCUUCCUAUUCUUUAACAAGAAAUUUUCAUUGCCCUUAUUGAUUGUAUUUAAUUCAUAAUCAGGAUCAUAGAGCGAACCAGCGCCAGUUUCCCUCGUCUUUUUGGGAAGGAGUUCGUGAAGGAGCCUGGUGGGCAAUGGUCACAAUGACGACCGUUGGGUAAGUAGAAAGGGUACCGCCACGUGAUAUGAGUAGGAAACCCCUUAUUUGUUUUCAAAAGUUUAUGAAUGAAAUUGCUCCUUUGCGUUAAGUAAUUCAUACCUGCACUUAUGGCUCCCCAUAGGAUUACUAUUCUUGUUUUGAUCGUAGAGCUUGAGCGUCUCAGUUACCCCUAGAGCUCAUAAUAAUGCCGGCGGAUUCAUGGCAAGACCAACCUUCCCGGAAAGGUCGAGGGAUAUGGGAGACAGAUUAAGUGCGAUCUCAGUUCUGGCCCUCCACGUUGGGGUUUCAUCACAUGGGCUAAAUACCAUGUUCUCUAAAGAGGCACAUGUUGUAAACCGAACGCAAUUAUAAUGAAAAUCAAAAAGCUCAAACGGGGAAGGCUGCCGUGGAGGAAAAAAAGAAAGUCCUUUCAUUGAUAGCCGCAAAACUAAGGUCCACCACAUAUUGGCAGAUAUUGAGGACUAUGGUAGCAGUGGCAGAUCCAUGGGAGGGGCCGGGGGACCCGGGUCCCCCCUUAUCUCAGGGUCUGGAUGACCGCCCCCCAUCCUUAUCUGGAGGUCUGUAUCCGCCACUGGGCAGAGGCGGAGGCGGAUCAGCACAAGCGAACAAACAGAUGACGACAUAUCAGACUAUUGAGUGCUAGGAGUGAGUGAAACUAGAUGGACGUUUAUAGGAUCGAUGAGGCUGCUAAGAUGACGAGGCAUAUUAAGGUGGAAUGGCCAACAUGAUCAGCACGAGGGUCAAGUGAGCCUUGAUGGAAUGGAUACUAAUCGAUCAGGAGAAUGGUGUGAUAGAUUUUAUUUGAAACCAAUAGAUCUCUACAGUAACGGGCUUCUAUUCCGAUACACUUGCCAAAAACGAUAGGGUUCCACAAAAGUAACGGGCUUCUAAACCGAUACACGUACCUUCAACAAAAUUACAAUUCUCUAAAUCGAAAAACUACUCCGUUCAAAGUGUCACAUGAUCACGUGUUCGAAACGUGAUCGGCUACAUCUAAGGUCAAAAAAUGUCACGCGCGAAAAGUAACACAAAACUCCGUGACACACUCCCCCCUUGACCAGUCGAAUCACUGGUCAACUAGUCUCCGAAUAUAAUCAGCAUUCCGAGCGGCAAGACGCCUGGGUGGCCUGAUGCCAUCAAUUAUCUGCUCCUCCCGAGGUUGUUCAUCAUUAGUCACGACAGGUAUCUCCAGGGGAAACAGCCUUUGCACUGGCCUCUUCAUAGUAACAGGUCUACCACUCUUACUGAUAACCUUGACUACAGCUGCUCUAACGCGAUCGUCCGCACCAUGGAUCAACUGCUCCACUCGUCCAAGUUUCCACUGACUACGGGGCAGAUUGUCUUCGAAAACGGUAACAACAUCUCCCUCAGAUACAGCAAUACUGGAUCUAGGCCUGGAUUUCUGCCGAUGCAGGUUCCUUAACUCUGUAACAUAUUCUCUGCUCCAGCGCCUCCAGAAGUGUUCCAGUAACAAUCCCAAGUACUUCCGUCUUCUUGGGAGAUCUUCCGACGACACUGUAUGGUCAAGUGAGGCUUGUCGAUUUCCUGUUACCUCCGGCAGUGAUAAUAUUCGUCUUCCAUACAUCAAGUGACUUGGUGUCAAUGGUUCUUCAGGAUCAUCUGACGAUACGUAAGUCAAGGGUCUAGAGUUGAGAGUUCCCUCAACCUCGACGAGAACAGUGUGCAAUUCGUCAUAGUUUAACUUAGCGUUCCUAAGUGUCUUCCGCAAACAUCUCUUUGUAUUCUGAAUCAAUCGCUCAAAAAAGCCACCCCACCAGGGCGCUCUGUCCACAUUAAAUCUCCAGUCAAUUCUUUUACUGGCCAGGAAUUUCUUGACUCUUGGGUAAGAAAAUAACUUGCUCAAAAUUUUAUCUGCAGCCUUAAACGUUUUGGCAUUGUCCGAGAUAAUCAGUUCUGGUAAACCUCUUCUAGCUGCGAAUCUCCUCAGGCAACGGAUGAAUACAUCAACCGACAGGUCCGUAGCAAGCUCUAAAUGUACUGCUCUCACAGAACAGCAAGUAAACAGGAGAACAUAGACCUUCUGUAACGCAGACUGUCCUGACACCUUAAUGUACAAAGGUCCAGCAUAAUCUACUCCGACAUAAGUAAAGGCAGGUUUCUGGCUCAAUCUAAACUCGGGUAGGUCACUUUGAGGAGGCACUCUGUAACUCUGCCCUUCAUAUCUGCGACAAACUGUACAGCUAGCCAGUGUUCUUUUAACAAACUGUCGUCCCUUGACAAUCCAAAAUCUGGUUCUCAGCUGGGCUAGCGUAGCUUCUACCCUAUUGUGAUGCACCCUUUCAUGAGCAUCUCUCACCAACAGAGUUGAAAGAUAAUGAUUCUUUGGUAGUAAGGCUGGGAACUUCGUCUCAUGUGGUACAUCAGCAUUAGCAACUCUCCCCUUACAUCUUAGGACUCCACUACUGUCUUCGUACAAACCAAAGUCUCGCUCUAACUGGCUGUAAUUUGCUUGGGACUUCAAUUCUUUCUGGACACUUCUUAACCACUUCACUUCUGCAUUUCCAAGUUCUUCUGCAGUAACCUCUCCCGAGUAAACAGUUCCUUCCUUUAGCAACUUGGCCUUGAUUUUCAAAUUUUUCACAAAGCGCAACACCAAAGCUGUAAUACGAAACAACUUGUUACAGGAGCUAAAAUCUGUGAUCGGAAUAAUAGUGUCCAUAUUGGGUAUUCCAUUUGUAGUUAACAAUACCGCUUCACCAACUGCUUCGAUAGCUUGGCCUUUCUUCAUCUCUACGCAACACUCUUCAGCAAUUGUUUCUGAACAUUCCUCAGAACUGGGCCAGUUUCUCAUGGGCUCCGACAGCCACGAUGGUCCCUUCCACCACAACACAUUACUCUUUAACUUAGCCGCACCUUCUCCACGAGAUCCUAUGUCCGCUGGGUUCUCAAUGCCAGGACAAUGGUUCCACAUGCUCUCUUCGGUCAAAGACAAGAUUUCAUUCACACGAUUUUGCACAAACUGCUUCCACUCCUUCGAACCCUUUAUCCAGCAGAUUGCAGUCUUGCUGUCUAACCACAAGUGUGUCUUGUCAAUUGUAAUCUGUGACGCCAAGGCUUCUUUAACUGAGGACACCAAUCUUGCUAAGAUGACCCCAGACAGUAAUUCGAGUCUAGGGAUAGACUGCCUUGUCAGCGGUGCCACUCUGGUUUUGGAUGACAACAAAACUGGAAAAAAAUCACCACUCACUUCAAGAACCAAGUAAACAACAGCACAAUAAGCCUUUUCUGAAGCGUCCCCAAACCCAUGAAUAACAUACGACGUAACACCUUCCUCUAAUCCAGCAUACACACACCUCGGUACUAACACUUGCUGCACCUCUCUCAAGUCCUGAAGCCACCUGUUCCACUGCUUCCGGGCAGACUCCGGGAGUGGCGCAUCCCAUUCAAACUUCUCCUGGCAAAGAGACUGAAACAAAAUCUUCAUUUCCACCAGUAUUGGACUGAGUACUCCAAGGGGGUCAAAGAAACUUGAAGUAACCUUUAACAAGUUUCUCCUGGUCGGCUCCAAGUCUUCUGAAAGUCUCAGUAAGGCUUCAAAUUUAAAAAUGAACUCAUCAGUAACACAGUUCCAAUUGACACCAAGUACCUUGUGUUCAUCCUUCAUAUCAAGCUUCUCCAAAUGAUUGACAGUAGUUUUCGCAUAAGACUCUGUAUCCUCCACUACAGCACAAGUUCCGACAGUUCCAACUUGGUCCUCACAAAUCAAUUCAAGCAAUUUAGGUGAAUUUGAAAUCCACUUUCGCAAGUUAAAUCCACCUUCCAAUAGGCACUUCUUAGACUUCUGAUAAAGCGACAGACACUCCUCAACACCCCUUUCUCCUGUCACCAAAUCAUCCACAUAAAAUGAAUUCAACAAGUUCUGAACCAAACCAGGGUCAGCCUCAUAUUGACUGAUAUGAUACUUCAAAGUGGCAUUCAAAAGAAAAGGGCUAGCAUUGACUCCAAACACCACACGACAAAACCUAUAUAACAUCAAUCCGGGAUUCUCUUCUUCUAAACUGUCCACCCAGAGGAAUCGCAGGACAUCACGAUCUUCUUCAGCAACUCCCACAUUGAGAAAGGCUUUUUCAAUGUCUCCUACAAGUGCAAUUCUUUUCUCUCUAAACCGGAGGAGAACAUUGAAGAUUGUUGGAGUUAAGGCUGGUCCUGAGUAAAGACAUUCGUUAAGACUUGGACUAUCACUGCUGGGCCUUGACGACGCAUCAAAAACAACACGAAGUUUGGUUGUAAGGGCAUCCCGGCGUACCACCCCAUGAUGCGGUAAAUAAUGCACCCUUCCAACAUCAGGACGCUUGGCACAGUCUACUUGCUCAAUUAUACCACUCUGCAACUGAUCUUGUAUGAUGGAGUCAUAUUCUUUCAAGAUCUCUGGAUCCUUUCUAAGACGUUUAAGCUGCGUGCUCAAUCUUGCUACACAGUUCUCAAAAUUAUCUGGCAACAGCCCAUGUUGCUCCUUCCAAGGUAGAUGGACCAAAUACUUGCCAUCUUCAAAACUCAAAUUCUUUUCAAAGGCUUCAAGAACAGUAUCCUUAUCUCGAAUGCCGACAGAAUCCAGAUCCCACAAUCUAUCCAAAUCCCCUUGCAGCGUAUCAUCAACAACCCUUGACUCCGUCCUCAACACGUGAGUCGACGAAAACUGAAUACUUGAAAGUUUCUCCCUCGGGAGAUUUUCCACCGGACCCGACAACACCCAUCCAAACUUGGUAGAAACAGCCACAGGUCCACCCUGACCUGACUCCUCCCCCCUUACUGACUUGCCAUCAAAGAAAUCCCAGAUAUAAUCUGAACCAAUCAACAAAUCAAUCUGCAUUGUAUUGCUGGCAGGGCACACAUCAGCAAAUUCAAUGUUUUUUAAGCUGGGAUAUCUUUCUUUAACCCAUUCCAAAUCUUGACCUUGUAAAUCAUUACAAAUGUGAGGGACUGCAAAUGCAUUCAAUGUUGUUUUAAAGUCUGUUCCUGAUUUGGUUAAAGAAAGUUCGACCAGGUUGACAGCUUCCAGCUCUUGGUUCUGAUCCCCAAAUGUUGCAAUUUUCAGUCUCUCUGUCCUGACAGUUUUCAAUUUCAAGGUAUUUACUACCUUUUGGUUGAUAUACGAUCGCUGGGCUCCAGUAUCAAAAAUUGCACGUACAGUGAGACUAUGAGAGAGUUCCUUCCCCGGGAUUGAGACAUUUACUUGAGCAGUUUGUAAGAAAACAUGCAUCCCAGAACCAAUAUGCAAUGCAGGUGAGGCUGUUGCCCCAGCAGGAAUAUUACUGCUGUCUGCCAUACUACUAUUACAAACUGCCAAAUGGUGACGACCACUACACUUGAAGCACUGAAUUUUGGUGUCACAGUUACGGGCUAGGUGCCCCCCACGGCGCAGGCAAUUGAAACACCUCCCUUGUUUCUUCAAAAUUUCUCUUCUUUCAUCAAUAUUUGUUACAACUUGGCACUCAGACGCUCGGUGAUUUCCUUUGCAAAACAAACAGUUUAACUCCCCACGAUUUCCGCUCAACAAUGCACUCGCAGUUGAUUCAUUGCCAGGGUUAAACGAUUUCUUUAAUGGGGAUUUUUUCUCCACAGAUGUAUUCAUACCACACCUUUCACGGGCCUCCACUUCAUUUUUGACAGCUUUUAUUACAGAAGUUAGCUCCCAGUUAUCCUUAUGUUCCCUGCUGACAAUCAAUCGCAAUUCUUCGGGCAACUUCUCCAUGAAUAUAGGAAUCAAAAGAGCUCCAUACUGUGCAGAAUCAAUUCCCAGUGCUUGUAAACCUCUAACCUGAAUUUCCAAAUUAUCGAGAACAGCUCGGAUUCCCUUAACGUUAGACAUGGCAUUCACAGGCUGUAAUUUGAGUAAGGCCUCCAUGUGAGAGCUAAUAAUUAUCUGCUUGUUUCCAAAUCUAUCGGUUAAGAUUUCAAUAGCCUCCUUAUAGUUCAGUUCAGUUAAUGGUAAUCCAGUGAUAGAAUUUAGAGCUGGGCCAUCUAAUAGACUUCGCAGAUAAUUAAACUUGUCAACAUUAGUUAGCGAAGCGUUCUUAUGCACCGCAGACGAGAACGAAUCCCAAAAUGUUUGCCAGUUUUUUGGGUCGCCAGCAAAUCUUUUUAUGUGAAGUUUUGGUAGCUUCGCACCGUUACUAGAACUAGAUGGAACAGACCCACCUUGACUUCCUUGAGGCGAUUCUUGUUUGCCAUGAGAAUUUUCACAUUUCUGUAACUUGACAAGGGCGCUAUGAAUUCGCGCGCGAAACUCUUCAGAUUCCUCUAUCUCCGGUUCUAAAUUUCCUUCGUCGAUUGCGGCCAAAAUCGAUUCGUCCAAGGUCUUUAAGGUCGCUAAUUUUUCAUUGAGCGUAAUAGUUAUCCGUUUUAUCUUGUCUUUAGUGGUAUCAGACCCAUCGUAAUCCAUGAGAAGUUCAUCGACUGAUGAAAGAAUUUUCCUUGCGUGUAAGCGAUGCGCCGCACGUAUUUUCAGGUUCUUCGCUAGUUUUCCAGGCAUAAUUCAGCUAGUUCUGACUCCAAAUCCGGCUCUUGGGACCAAAUGUGAUAGAUUUUAUUUGAAACCAAUAGAUCUCUACAGUAACGGGCCUCUAUUCCGAUACACUUGCCAAAAACGAUAGGGUUCCACAAAAGUAACGGGCUUCUAAACCGAUACACGUACCUUCAACAAAAUUACAAUUCUCUAAAUCGAAAAACUACUCCGUUCAAAGUGUCACAUGAUCACGUGUUCGAAACGUGAUCGGCUACAUCUAAGGUCAAAAAAUGUCACGCGCGAAAAGUAACACAAAACUCUGUGACAAAUGGUGAAGGCACGGUUCUAUUCGAAAUACACAACGCUGACUGUGUUACAAGCAUUAGCACUGGCGAUUAAAACCAAAGUAAAGGAUAACCAUUGCUGCAGAGUACUGAAGAUCCUCAACAAUCAAGACAUGAUCUCAGUGAUGGGAGCUCUAAACACCAUUUACAGUCUGGGGAGAAAACACAAUGUUGGAGUUACGAAUAACAGCCGUGAGAGACCAUGCGGCCUAUGCAGUAUUGAUGGUCUGAUUAUAAGUAUCAUUGGAAGGCUAUUCCUGCAAUUAAACCUGCAAAAAGAGAUUCACCAGGUGACCAUCUUUUAGUAAAUGUCUGCAUGAGAACAUCAACAAUGGGGGAGGGGGGGGGAAAGUAAUGAUGAUAGCCGUCAAAUGGAGUGACUACCUCCUGGUCAAAACUGAAAUGACGGGAAAGUUGGCGAGGAAUGGAGAGAAGACGGAAGGGAGAGUUUUGAAGCUUGCAAGUAAGCUGCAGAGUGAGAAGAUCGCUAAGAGAUGAAAGUUGAGGUAAAGAAAAGAGUGAGAGUUAGAAUACACAUAAUGGACUUCUGAUCGAACUGGUUUGGGCUCUUCCAAUUCAGCCCAAAAUCCCGGAAACUUCGGUUAGAAACUAAAUGGAACGAGCCAUUUUGGUACGAUCCGACCGGAAUAUUUGGGACAACCUUUAUAGCUGGUCCACUUUGACCGGUUAGCUGAUGGUGGUUUUAAGGUCGUUCACCAAAGGGUCUUAAUCCAUAGCUCGGCUAAUGGUAGUCCACCACAUUCAUGGUUUCCGUUUAAUAAAUUCUCCCCACGUCUCGCGAAACUAUGAUAUAUUUCACAUGAUUUCCGUAAUUCUUUCGUGUUGCAAACAGAUUUUGGGCAGAUUUCUCGAUCUUUCCGUCUGAUCUAUCACAUGCAAAAAACCAACGAUCACUUGCCUCGAAAUUGCCGCGUUUUGCCUAGCUUUUUCGAAAUUGAUCUUUAACUCAUAAAAGCACGUUUUUUCUGGCGGGAAAUACGUGGUUGCUCAGUGCCCUGAUUACUAACAUUAGUGAUAUGGAAUAAAGUCAUAACAUCAGCCACUGGUAAGAGUUCUAAAUUGUAUCAGGGCAUUUUAACAUCAUAAUAUUAGACUGUGGUUAAUUCACCACGCGCCAUCUUAUAUACAUGUAUAAAUAUAUAUAUAUAUGUAUAUCCUGCAGGAGCCAUAAUCUGGAGACCGUAACUGGAUACUUUUUUCGGUAAUGGGGUUGGUUUCAUCGAAAUAGCCAAAUGUACCCAAGCCCGCGCAUUUCUUUGGAGGGCGCCGCUCAAAGAAUAAACAAACCAAAAUGGGGUCGGCAAUUACCUCCGUGGGAAAUGAAUAAAUUCCAUUUCUGGCAUUAUUUCCUCUCCUGAAUUUGAGGCAAGACCUUGAGGAGAACCUUUUCGACAAUAAAUUUGAAUGCGUGGACUGUGAAUGUGAUUCCAGACGUGUUAUCACCGUAGUGAGAAUUUUUUUGGUAAACCCAGUGAAGAAUAGAUGUCGUGCGAUGCUAGCACGCGGGAAAAAGGAGGGUGGAAAGUUAAAGUUUCUGUGGAGCUUCAAGCCAUUUUAGAGCGAGAUUUUAAUUUGAUAUGCGAUUGCUGAAAACAAAUUGGCAUAAAUGUGAAGAAGACUAAAGUCAUGCUUGCCGAAAGUAUUAAAAAAGACCAUGUUUGUUCGUCAUUUGAUGAUGUCUACUUACAAAUGAAUGGUACACAAGUUGAACUUGUGUAAUAAUGUAAAUAUCUUGGAGAAAAAAUGGACGCAAAAUGUAGGCUCGAUUACCAGCCGCUGUUCGGGAAAAUGAGCCCACACUCAUUCCCCCUCUCUCUUCGGGGAGGAUCAAGACCGGACCCGGGAGACGGCGGAAAUCGAGCCUACGCAAAAUGGAGAUGGAAGCCACAUAUCAGUAGUUUGUUAAAGAAGCUGUGUUAUAUCCUGUCUGUGUUUAACCGAAUCUCAUAUGCUAGAUGACAAGACUCGCAUUGCGUAUUUUAUCGGCUUAGUUUCACCCCAUUUAGACUAUGGUGACAUUGUAUGGGGAGAUCAGCCUGGUUUGAAAUCUGAAAUGGAUUGUUUACAAGCGUUUCAGAAUAGAUUUGCGAAAAGAAUUCUAGUUAAACUCAUCACAAAUAGAUGAGCUUGGGAACUGGUGCCUAAAAGGUUAGCGGGGUGCCAGAUGCCAAGCUGCAGGGGAGGUAUCCAUGGCAACCCUGGAACGCGGGAACCACCCAAUCAAAACCCUUCUCCUGGUGCUUGGAGAAAGGAGGAACCGCGAACAGGGGUGACAUGGUACCUCCGAUCCCCAAACUGCCCCCAAGCACCAGUAACCGAAAACCAAGGUAAAGCUACAACAUACCUACAGAAGCUGACAUGGCCAAGUCCAAGACCCAGGAACAAGAUGCUAUAGGAACCAGAUACAAGGGCGAAGCAGGCGUUGCAAGAACUCCCAUCAAGCCCGGCGUCCUUAUGUAAAGCUGACAAGCAUUGCUGGACAAGCGGCCCAUUGAUUGAAUUAAAUGGUCAGGUACUCCAUUGCAAGCAGCGACAGUAGCGGCCCCUAUGCGAAAGCUAUGGCUGGAGAAGUUUCCCGGCACCCCUAGCUGGGGCCAUAAUCUGUCGAUGCCAAUCCGUCAAGAUGAUGUGCAAGAGAGGCUGUCCAUUGUGCAACAAAAACAAGGAGCCAGGGCCAUCUCCCCUAAGCGCAAGGUAAUUCAUUACUGCACGAACUGCACAGAGUGGAUGCCUGCCCAACGCCAAUGUGAAUGAAACAGCCCUUCCAAAGUGGAUCAGUCUUCGAGCCCUUGAUCGUGACGUGCAUGCAGGAGGGAGGUAAGUUAAGCAGGCAUUGCAAGAACUCCCAUCAGGCCAACUUGAUGGAGAGGGCAGCUAACGCUUCAGCUGGCGUCCUUAUGUAAAGCUGAUAAGCAUUGCUGGACCAGCGGCCCAUUGAUUGAAUUAAAUGGUCAGGUACUCCAUUGCGAGCAGCGACAGUAGCAGCCCCUAUGCGAAAGCUAUGGCUGGAGAAGUUUCCCGGCACCCGAGCUGAGGCCAUAAUCUGUCGGAGCCAAUCUGUCAAGGUGUUGCGCGAGAGAGGCUGUCCAUUUUGCAACAAAAACAAGGGGCCAGGGGCAUCUCCCCUAAGCGCGAGGUAAUUCAUUACAGCGCGAACUGCACAGAGUGGACGCCUGCCAACGCCAAUGUGAAUGAAACAGCCCUUCCUAAAUGGGUCAGUCUUCGAGCCCUUGAUCCUGACGCGCAUGCAGGAUGGAGCUGAGGGCGAAUCCACUGAAAUAUCCUGGACACCCAAGUGGAGUGACGACGAGAAGCUAGACAAAUUGGGAACGGUAAACUCUGACGCGCGAAGAAGGCCAAAAUAUCCAAGAGAACAAGCUGCCCAGAACAUGCAGUGAUCCGGGAGGUGAAGAUCUAAAGACUGCCAAAUAACCAGCAUCAGAUCAUCGGUAAUAGGAAGUCGGCUAGACGAAGAAGAACCUUGACAGCGCUUGAUACCACGUACUACCCGCUGAAGACGAAGACAAUUAAUGAGCGGAUCAGGGAACCCAUGGUCGAUGUGGAGAGCUCUAACCCCAGAUAAAUACACCUUGAUAGAAGAAUGCUUAAUGGUCCUAGCAAGGAAGGUGACAAAAAGGCAAAGCGUCCAUUCAUCGGCCGGGCAGGGUAACCCUGAGGGAUGUAACUUCCCCAGCUGACGACAGAAGGAAAUAAACUGUGCUUGGGCAGAAGCAUACGAGCGACGGGUAGAUGGGGCCAGGCCUUGGGUCAAGAAGGAAUAGCAUUGCCGCUCUAAGGUGAAGAGGUCAAAGCUGCCAGAAGUUCUGGGGGGAUCCACGUAGGAUGAGGCUGUGCAUCCGGAACCAACUGCCUGAAGUCCUGCCAACGAAAACGAGACAGAGCAUCAGCUAUCAGAUUGUUAACCCCAGGCACAUGUCGAGCAGAAAAGGAGAAACUAUGACGAGCAGCAGAAAGAAGCAGGCUACGCAGUAACUGCAUCAAACUAGGUACUUUCGAGGUCCGGGUGUUUAGAAUAUGGACCACCGCUUCAUUGUCAGAGCGGAACAGAACAUGCCUCUUGCACCACAUGUGGCCCCAUACAUGGGCGGCAAUGACGACUGGGAAGAGCUCCUUAUAAGCAAUAGACUGCUGCUGCUGAGAAGGGGCCCAAGAACCCGCAAACCAGUAGCCCUUCAGAUAGGCCCCAAAACCAAUCGAACCAGCUGCAUCGGACGACACUUCGACCCCCGCCUCUGGGACCAGACCCGGGAAAAGCCAAAAACUAACACCAUGCCAGUCAGAGAGAAAGUGGUGCCACCACCGGAGGUCCAAAUGAAAUUCUCUGUUAAGCCGAACUGGGUGAUCUCUUCUUCGGAAACAGGACAGAAGGUCAAUCAUGCGGCGCAAAAAGGUUCUCCCAGGCCAAACCACUUUAGCAGCAUGGUGCAGAUGUCCAAUGAGAGAUUCUAGUUCCUGCCUAUUACACCACUUUCGUGGAAGCCACGAAGAGAUAAGUUCUUUCAAUGCGGACAAUUUCUGGGCAGGGAGACGAGCCUCUUGAUUAACAGAGUCCAGCUCAAUACCAAGGACUACGAGCACAGUCGAGGGGCCAACACACUUGCCUGGGUGAAGAGGCAGGCCCAAACGCUUGCAGACUGCUAGAGCGGUGCGUAAAUUGUGUGCACAUUGAGAGGACUCAGGGGGGCCCAUAGUGAUGAAGUCGUCUAGGUAAUGAAGCAGAUCAGGGAUCUGAUAGGAGUGCACGAGGAUCCACUCCACCAAAUCUGCGAUCGCAUUGAAGAUGAAUGGAGCUGAACGAAGGCCAAAGGGGAGGGCUAGAUCAACAUAGUACUGGUUACGCCAUUUCAUCCCCAGCAGGUGACGGUCGGACGGGUGAACAGGAACAUUGCGGUACGCGGAUUCAACGUCAAAUUUAGCCAUGAGGGCCCCUUUCCCCAAGCGAGACACUGAGCGAAUAAUUUGAUCCACAGUGAUGUAAUGAAGAGUAAACUCAUCUGCGCUAAUCCCAUCAUUGACACUAGCCCCCCAAGGGGAAGACAAAUCCACAAUGAGACGCCAUUUGCCUGGUUGGCCCUUUUUCGGAAUGACACCAAAACUACUAACUUGGAGGUUUGGGAAGGGGGGGGAAUUGAAGGGGCCUGCCACCCUACCCAAAGAAACCUCAUUCGCUAAAUAAGCAUCAAUGACAGAGGCAUGCUGAGUAGCAGAUGGCUUGUUCUUCUUAGCGGACUUGAGCUUAUGGGAAGGGGAAAAACCUAAUUUAAAUCCAUGACGAAUGCCAUCCAAGACAAAGUCAACCUGUGGCCGCUGAGGGUGGAAGCGCAACUCCCAUGCAAACUGCUCCGCGACUAAGGGAGUAACUGCUGAAACUGGGGGAAGAGGAGCUGGAAAGGAAACGCAAAGCAUACAAAGGUAAAUAACUAGCCCCAUGGCAAAGAACCCCCACAAACCCCAGAAGAAGGUGUGCAACAAAACGGCUGGGACAGUCAACAUAAAACAACUAGCUUUAAUCACGCCCUAAGAAGUACAUGUGGAAGGCCACUACUAGGAGGCAGACUAAUUACACAAGAGUACCAAGUAAUUUGGGAACAAAAAGAAACUCUUAUAAGUCCAGUAAGGUCUGCACUUGGAAAUUUAAAUCGUCCGACCUAAGGCAACCUAACAAUGAUACAAAUGAACACCUGACAACCAACGAAUCUGAUCGAGUUCACUAGCGCCUAGACUUGCUGCUAGAACGGAGGGGGGAAGCAUCAACUGGCCGUUUGGAAGAAGGACGAGACUGGCUUGAUGCCUCACCAGGGCACGCUCCGACACGAUGCGGGCCAAAGCAACUAGAGCAUUUGUGAGCAAAGCGGCACGACGACGAAGGAGCAACACAACGGCCUCGAUUCCAAGACUUGCAAAUAAUGAGCGAAGACGGUGCGCCGCGGGGCUCAGAAAACUCCUCCGAAAGUUCCCCGCGAGAGCGUACCGAAGCCCCAGCUGCAUGAAAAUUAAACAACUGCACAUUGAUGGUUGACCAAUCUGUGAGGGUCGAGGCCGCAGCGUGUUCCCGAAAAGCCCGGUCAUACGCCAACCAAACUCGGCCCGCGAACUGACGGUGAGUCCGGAGAAUGAGCAACUGAUACUGCAUCAAAUCCUUCCAGCGAUGCGGAAAAUGGGAGGAUAAAAUCAGACAAUAUAUCGAAAAGGCUUCCAACCAACUGGUGAUGUCGUCAACGCGUCGCUUGGGCUUUUUUGGAGUUGACGUAAGCACCAGCCGCCCGUCGAAAAGCAAUUGAGGUUCGGGCUCGUUUAGCACCAAGUUCGAAGAAAGCAGUUCGUGCAACUCGACAAACUUGCCAGCAACGAUCUGGCUCACAAGUUUUGCAGGCACCGGUGAAAAGCCGGGGCCCACGACAAAGGGCUGCUGCAAAACAGGCGUCUGGGCCAGCGAAGAAAUACCACCGAUGCUAGGCGAAGCGGUCACGGCGGCAGAAUUGGUAGAAAGCGUAACGGCGGAUAUCGGUGAGGCAAAAGUAGUAACAAAAGCAGGUACAACAAAAUCAGGCCUACCUUGGACCGAGGCAGCGGAAACAGCCGGUGAGACCGACGAAAAACCAACGCCAGAGGCUGCCAAGCUUGAGGCUUGGGCAUCGAGUUGACCAGUAGAAGACGAAGACGAAGACGAACCAGGAACGCCCCCAGGCGAGGCCGCCAUUGGCACGCUUGAAGCAAAACUAGUGGCAGGCGUUGAAGGCAGAUUCGAAGUUUGCUCGGCCGCUAGCGCUUGCUUGACAGCACUUACAACGGCGGCCAAAAAGGCAGGAGAAGGCUGGUCCGACAUGGGUGAUUGGGACGUUGCAGAUGGGUCCGCUGAGCCUGUACUAGGCAAACUAGAGUUCGCCGCCGAACUGGACGGGUUGCUUUCAGCAGGAGAAAUCAUGGCAUCAAAAGCCGCCGCUUGGCUGUUACGUGUUGGCCUGGACGACAUAUCGUAGCAGAAUGCUUUCUCGCGACAAACGAAGGGAAGAACAGCAAUAAACCGAGCAAGAAUCCGCAAUGAUUCGCACUAGCAAAGCGUUUGAUCCGCAAAGAUCAGCUGAUAACACUGCACGUGUAAAGCAAUGAACCUUGAAACCCUGUGAAACCUCUAGAGGCCACCCCAAAGGUCACGUGCCGCAGAUGGGGGAGACCGCUGGCUGCAUUUGCUCACAUUUUAACUUUGCCUAAAUGAUAUUUAGCCACAUGUAAAAAGAUCUCAUCGUCUGAAGCACUCAAUUCCCUCCAAUGGAUUCCACUGGUUGGACGACGUUUUGCUCUCCUGUGCUCUGCGAUACAAAAUGUUAUUAGUAUAGGUAAUAGUGUGAUUAGUAGUGAUAUUUCGAAAUUGUUAUACGUCAGACCUGAUAGCCGUUAGGCGAGUGAAAUUUGAGACAAUUUUGAGAUAUCACUUACAAAUCAUGCUAUUAAUUAUUUAUACUACUAGCCGCAAAAGGUUUGUAAUUUUCACAUGUAGGUAUUUCAAAUUAAGCUGAAAUACCACUGCUAUGAGCCAAUCAAAUUGCAGAAAUUGCUCAUGUAGUAGUAUAAAAGGGGAAAUACCAGAGCACCUUAAGACUUUCAUUAAAGCUUCAAGAGACUUGCAUGGACAUAACACAAAAAAAAUCUACCUACCUAGAACCCCCAAUCCAAGGACCGAUUGGGGUAAAAGAACAAGAUAUUAUAGAUGCAUUAUAGCGACUGGACAAGUCUCCCCAGCAUUUUAAGGAAACUCGUGACAUGCAAUAUGUUUAAGCGAGACCUAAAAACGUUUUUAACUGCCAAAUAUUUUUAGCCCGUAGACGUUUAACCUUUUUAGGUGUUUUUUUUAGUUUUUUUUUCCCCUAAGCCUUUUAUAUUUUUUAACUUUAAUUGUAAUUUUUUCACUUUUAAUUAGUCUUUCUUGAGUCCGAAGUUUGGCCUUUUUAGCCUUUCGUAAUAGUGAAAUUUUUAAGUAUGAUUGUCAGUAACUGACUGUUAUUUAUUUUGAUAUUGUUUUAAUUUUAGCUAAGGACCUUCGUGAAACCACAUAAUGUGCCCGGAGCCUCCUCUAUAAAGAUUAUUAUUGUUAAUGUUCAGUGUUAUUAUUAUCAUCAGUGCCGGAUCCAGACCUUCAGAUAAGUAGGGGUCCGGUCAUCUAGACCCUGAGAUAAAGGGGGGGGGGGGGGGGGGGGGGGGCCCCCCCAAAAAAAUUUUUUGGCCCCUUGGGGGGCCCGUUUUGGUUAAAAAAAAAAAGGGGGCCCCCCCCCCCGGGCCCCCCCCCCCCGACCCCCACGUGUUUUUUUUUUUUUUUAGUUUUUUUUUUUUUUUUAAAAAUUUCUAAAAUAUAAAACACAAAAAUUUUUUUUUUUUUUUUUUUUUUUUUUUUUUUUUCAGUUUUUCAUUAUUUUUUUUUUAUCUUGUCUUGUUAUUUUAUUUGAAUUUUUUUAUUAUCUUACAGACAUCCAUGAAUAAAAAACAGUAUUUCACGCCCACUCCAUAUAAAAAAAUUUUUUUUUUUUUUUUAGUUGUUUGUUUUUUUCAACCCCUGCGGCAAACACACUUCAAAGAGGGGGGGGUUCCUUUUCUCAGUCCCUAAAAAAGGGGGGGGGGGGGGGGGGGGGGGAGGCGACCUCCAAAAAAAUUUUUUCGACCCUUGUCGGGCCUCAUUUGGUCUAAUAAUAAAGAGUGGCCUGACCCCCCCGGGCCCCUCCCCCGGAUCCACCAGUGAUUAUUAUUACUAGUAGUAUUCUUAUUAUCAUUACAAUACUCUGCAAUAUAUAACUGCAAUAAAUUUUACUUGUCUUUGAUGUUUUUUGAGUUACAUCGUGUACAUACAGUAUUUUUAAACCAACUUUAUUGUCAAUUUUCACGCACGAUUUAACCUGUCAGUUGUUUGGCCUAUCUAAGAGGAGAUCGUUAAAGCGCAAAGGAAGUAUUUUUCUAUCACAAAAAAGACAACAUACAACAAAAAUACAAAAUGAGCAACGCAUUGAAGCAAAAUUCUGUUGUGAAAUUCUCUCUCUUUCUUUCUCUUUUGAAAUCUCUUUACUAAAAAUUCAAUUAUUCAAUACCUCGCUCCCAGGAGUAUCGUUUACUUGUUUCCUCCUUCCUGCAGAUAUGGAGAUAAGACUCCCAAGUCGCUACCGGCUCGUAUUUACUCCGCCGUCUGGAUGAUUGUUGGCAUGACAUUUCUAUCAAUAUUCACUGCUGAAGUUACAUCUGGACUGAUGUCUAAAGAGUUGAAGCCUCGUCACACAUGUUUCGGAAAAAAAGUAAGUUUUCUUCCCUCGCAUCUAUUGUGUGCAAGAGAAAUGAUUUAGAGCCUAUAAGGUUGAAAGGUUGACCCAAAACACAUAAAAAGCUUCUGAAUGCGUUUUAAAAAAUUUCCCAUAUUAUUCGUUGAACAGAACGAAGAUGUAAGAUUUGUUUCAUCAAAAACAGAGAAUAUCGAUAACAACAAAAUUUCGGUAAAGCACUGGUUUACAGUUAAUCAAAUAUUGAUAUCCUCUUGUUUUCAAACAGUUUUCCUGCACCGGAUAAUAGAUCCAUCCACGUUUUUUUAACUUUUUACAUGGUCCCGUUUUUUUCUGAAUAGUGAAAAUCUACCGACUCCGCUGAAAAAGAAAAAGACCGUAAAAAGCAAAAAAAAAAAAAAAAAAAAAAGGAGGGGGGCGGAUGAUUUGUUGAAGAAAAAACUACAACAUUUGAAAAAUAACAAAAAAAAAAAAAACAAUUUUAAGUGGAUUUGCUGCACUUUACCCCAUACAAAAAAAAAAACAAAAACAAAAACAAUUUAAAUAAUAAACUAAUAUUUUAUUCUUUUGUUUCUCAAAAUUUUUCCGUCCACGGAAAAAAAAUCCUUCCUCCUUUUUUUUACUUUUUUCAUUGCCCCCUUUUUUUUUGAAAAAGGGAAAACACACCACCCCGAAAAAAAAAAAAAAAAACGAAAAAAACAAAAAAAAAAAAAAAAAAAAAAAAGGCGGGGGGGCUAUGUCUUUGUUUGAGUAAGACGUAUCACUUUUGGUAAGUUUACCAAUGUUAAGGAGCCCUUUUCAGGGGUGUCGACGGACUUUCGCCCAAUAUAUACUAAAUCGAGAAAGUCAAAAUUUUCUGAUAACGUAACUAUAUUGCUUGACAAAUGUACCCUGAGUAAACAAUCAUACUUAUAUCUCAAUAUUAGAUUGGAGUCCCAUUUUAUAGCAGGCGUUUCUUUAAAGAAGAGCUCAGAGGAGCAAAGAUAAAAGGUACUGUAAUCUGGAUAUGAUUUGUGACGAUCAGGUGGUAGUAAUAUUCCAUUUUAUUAUAUAAACACUAAUGAAAUACCAGGUAAGCUUAAUUUGGCGCGAAAACAUGAUAUCUUCACAGGUGAAAAUAACAUGUUAUUUUCACAUGUGAAAAGAUCUUCGUUGCUAUAAGUACAUAAUAAAUCGCGCCUUUCCAUCAAAAAAGUUAUUUAAGUGAAAUGGUUUGGCAUCUCAUCGGUGUUUAUAUAAUAAUCAAAAUAUGAAAUUUCUCUUCUCGUGUUGAAAAAUAUUUCUCUUCUUCGCUGCGCUCACUCGCGCGGCCAUGUAAUCUCCUGUGUAUAUCUAAUUAAAUUCAGUUUAAUAGCCAGUAUACCUUAAAUUUCAUAAAACAUACCUCGAUACUUGUCGCAAUAUAUCGAGACCUUAAGGAAACGUAGUAUGCCAAAUAUCAUGACCCGAAAACAUCUUUAUUCAUGUGACUACCGGAAGAUACCGUACCCUGAAACCCUGACAGACCCUGUAAAAUUUCAGGGAUGCACCACUCUCUACGUAGCUGAUACUCGUUAUAACGAAAGAGUCACGCCGCCUUCUCUUGCACCCUUGGCUGACCUGAUGAAGUAGCAGGUUUUGUACUCCAAUCAUUAUCUGAUGUUGCUUAAUGUUGCAGUUCAUGAAUGACAUCUACAUUUAUGUAUAAUGCUUUUUAGGGAUCCAACAGAAUUCCAACGAAAGUUUGAUCAAGCACUUGCAAAAUAGAACUGAUGGAAUAGAGAAAAUAGUUCUUCGUGGUUGUGAAGAGUUUAAUGACGACACCUACGAAAAGUUACAGUUUGUACGGGCAUUGAGAAAGCACUACGUUGGAAUACGCCUCCAACAAGGUGCCUCGGACGUGAGAUCGUGUGUUAAGAAUAUGGUGGAGAAGCAUCACGAUGUAAAUGAAUCCUUUGAAGAAGCUACAGAAUGCGAGAAGAACUCCAAAAUUGAUAUGAACGAAUACGGUUCAAGAAAAGGCUUUGACUAUCGAGACGUAAUCAGCAUUAUAAUGUAUGUUUCUACUGGUCUUGUUGUGUUGAUGUUUGUGACAGGCUGCGUUUGGGAUUUGAUGAAGACUAGGAAUCUUCCCAGAAAAAAAGAAGGUAAGAGAAAGGUCUGGUUUAAAGGAUUCAUUCAAUACUUUCAAUUACGUUUCAAGAUCACAACUUUUUUCGUCUCAGGUGAACAAUACCGAUACGCAUAAAGCUAAUAAGCUGUUCUCGCCUCAUCCGAAUUCCGGAAUCCGGGAAGAAUUUGCCGGCAUAAUUUUGGAAUCCGAAAACCACGAACAAUUUGGAAUCCGGAAUUCUGGGCUUUGGAAUACGGAAUACCACUCAAGGAAUCCGAAAUCCUCCUUUAAGAUUGGAAUCAAGAAUACAUAAGUUUCAUGGACAAAUAGUGGAAUCCAUCCGGAAUCCAUGGCGUGUAAUCCAGAAUCAAAGACUGUCUUGCAUUUCCUUACAGGGGGUGACUGUUCGUCACGUAAGCCCCAUUCCCGCUUCCAGCCCUUAUAAUUAUAUGCAUUUUCUUGUUUUAGGUAGCGUUGGAGACCGUGGGAGCGCAGAAAUGAAUGCGAUAGAAGAAGAAAUAGAAAUCAGAGUGAUCAAAGAGGACAAAGAUGUGAGAAGAAGCUUGAAGGCCGCUCCAACAACGGAAGUUUCAAGAGAAUAA